Molecule: messenger RNA, 2601 nt
Organism: Alexandromys fortis (reed vole)
Lineage: Eukaryota; Metazoa; Chordata; Mammalia; Rodentia; Cricetidae
Product: interferon-induced protein with tetratricopeptide repeats 2-like
Biological process (GO): defense response to virus
Cellular component (GO): cytosol
Molecular function (GO): protein binding
Source: RefSeq, a predicted model, not a curated record
CUGCUGGUGAUAUAUAAGGGUCUGUAGCUCUUCCUUAGGAGUCGGAGGACGAGAUUGUCUGCAGCUGCCUGCAGCCGCUCUGAGCCCUUCCACACAACUGAGAGGCACAGCAACCAUGAGCACAACCAUAGAGAAAUCCUUGGAGAGCAGGCUCCAGCAGCUAAAAUGCCAUUUCACCUGGAGCUUGAAAAAGAGAGAGGAGACCGUGGAUGAGUUUGAGAACAGGGUGUUUAACAAGGUUGAAUUUCAGAACAGUGAGUGUAAAGCCACAAUGUGCAACAUCCAGGCCUACAUCAACCACCUCAGAGGCCAAAACAGGGCAGCACUGGAGUGUUUAGAGGAUGCUGAACGUUUCAUCAAGAAACAGCAUCCUGACCAAGUAGAAAUCAGAAGUCUGGUCACCUGGGGAAACUACGCUUGGGUUUACUAUCACAUGGGCCAACUCUCAAAAGCACAGGCUUAUCUUGAUAAGGUGAGAGGGGUCUGUGAGAAGUUUUCCAGUCCCUAUAGGAUCGAGAGUCCUGAGCUUGACUGUGAGGAAGGAUGGGCCCGAUUAAAGUGCACCCAUAACCAAAAUGAGAGAGUGAAGGUGUGUUUUGAGAAGGCUCUGGAAAAGGACCCGAAGAACCCAGAAUUCACCUCUGGAUUGGCCAUGGCAAGCUACCGUCUGGACUACUGGCCAGCAGUGCAGGACUCUAUUGGUUCCUUGAAACAAGUUAUUAGAUUGUCUCCUGACAACUCUUAUCUUAAGGUCCUCUUGGCACUGAAGCUUGAGAGACUGCAUGAAAACCAAGGACAGAAACUAGUUGAAGAAGCCUUAAGGAAAGCGUCAGGUGCGACAGAUGUGCUGCUCAGUGCUGGAAAGUUUUAUUACAAGACACAUGACAAGAAGAGAGCUAUAGAGCUGCUUACAAAGGCUUUAGAAUGCCUGCCAAAUAAUGCCUAUGUGAAUUACUAUAUGGGGUGCUGCUAUAGGUCAAAAGUCCUAGAAAUAGCUGACACAAAAGAAGCUGAAUUGAACAGGAAUCAAGAGAAGUUACAGGCACUAACAAAGCUGGCAAUUAAGUACUUAAGGAUAGCAGAGGAGACCAAGGCGAUGCUGAAACAUUCCUGUAGCUACCUUGCUGGACUUUAUGCCAUUGCAAAGCAGUAUGAAGAAGCUGAAUAUUACUUCCAGAAAGAAUUCAAGAGUGUUCUCACACCAAGCAACAAACAAUUGCUCCACCUACAGUAUGGCAAUUUUCAGUUGUAUCAAAUGAAGUGUGAAGACAAGGCCAUCCAUCAUUUUAUGGAGGGUGUGAAAAUAAGGCAGGAGACGAAAUCUAAAGAAAAAAUGAAAAGCAAACUUCAAAAAAUUGCCCAAAUACGACUUAGAAAAAAUAAAUUUGAUUCUGUGGCCUUGCACAUCUUGGGGUUUCUUCGGGAAUUGAGUGAAGAAGGCCAGCAAGCUGUUAAGGACUCUGAGAAGGUGCUGGACUCUGAGAAGGCUGCUCCUUCAGCAUCUUUGCAUGAGGAAGGUGAUGGAUAGGAGUGAGACGAUGCUCGUAGUACAACUGCUAUAAGGAAACUGAACCAUUACCAAGUCCAUUCAAAGUAUUUAACAGCAUCAUGGACUGAGCACAGACUGGAACCCUGCUCUCAAAUGUUAGCACCUGAAUUGCUGGAUCCAAAAGAUCUCCGAGAGAGGACCAGCUGUAGACAUAGAUACAGGAACCUGGCAAACAGCCUAGAUCUCUUUCUAUUUCUUAAAAAUAGUUCCCAUGGUAGCAAUUCGUUAAUCACCCUCAUAGGAUGCUUCUCUUGGGUUUGCUUCUGCAAUUAUUCAAAGCAGCCAAUUUCCUCAAAUGGGUGAGUUUUCCAUCCUUGAGUUAUUUUAGCUGUAACAAUGUUCCCUGUUACUUUAAAUAUUAAAGGGUUUUGUAUGCACUUAAGUCAAGCAGUAGACAGCAUUUGAAUUUAUUUGUUAAUAAAUAACACACGAUAGAACAUUGAGCAGUGUUCUGGCUGAAUAGAAAUUUUACUGUCCUCUCACUGUCUUAGACUUCAGUACUAAUAAUAAAGAGUGGCAUCAAUUCUUUUGCAGCCUGAAGUGUCUGUUCUUUUUAUAUUUGAUGUCUGAUAUCUGCACAGGGACACACUUGAUCUUGACUUUUAUCCUGUUUCCCUUCCUGUUGCAGGGACAAAACACAGACUAAAACAACUUGAGGGUCUAUAUAGCUAACAAGUUACAGUCUAUUGCUGAGGGAAGCCCAGACAGGAAUUCAAGGCAAGAACCCAGUCAGAGACCCUGGAUAGAUUAUAGGACAUAGCUAGACCACAUGUUCAGGAAAUGGCAUUCCUCUCCCUAAGGCUAUACGAGGAUGUGACAAUUUAUGAAUCAGACAUGAAACCUGUGAUGCUGAUAUUUCUGGAGAGGGGAAUGUGGGAAGGAACCCAGAAAUGCCUGCACUCUUCCUCCAUUUCUAGAGAGGAGCUAGGUCACAUGACAUUCCUAGGCCUCAGAUACUUCUCUGAAGGAAAAUAGCAUCAUUGUGCCUUAUACAACCUUGAACAGACUGGACUGUGACUAAGGCUUCUGUGAUGAAAUGUAAACUUGUGUCU